AUGCGGCAUCAAAACCCGGUCUAUACGCCAUCCACGGUGUCCAGCGAUGCCGAGAAGCAUUGCGAUGGUCUCUACGAGCAAGCAACCCAGCGCUUUGGCUUGAACCGAGAUAACAUCGAGAAUAUCCUACCAUGUACUCCUUUUCAAUGCGACGUAAUAGAUUGCGCUGCCGAUGAUGGGCGACGUGCCGUCGGCCACGUCGUUUAUGAGAUCCCCAAAAACGCAGACCUCCAGCGCUUGACCGCAGCGUGGAGGGAGGUUGUGCGGCAGACCCCGGCUUUGAGGACCUGCACGUUUACAUCGGAAGCCGGGGAAUCUUUUCAGGUUGUUUUGAGAGAAAGCUCCUUUUCAUGGAUGCAUUCGGCAUCCCUCGACGUAAAGGAGGCGGUGGUGCAAGAUGAGGCAGCUGCCGCUAUGGCUGGGCCUCGUUGCAAUAGAUACGUCGUUCUCGAGGACCUAAGCACAAGGCGAAGACUGCUCAUCUGGACAUUCAACCACGCCUUGGUGGAUAACACCGUACAGAAACGUAUCCUUCGACGAGUUCUCACAGCUUACGAAGGAGGGGAGGUUCCAUGUCCUCAUGUUGAGGAUACUGAACGCACAGUUCGGUUUUGGCAACGACACUUUGACGGCCUGAAUGCUUCCGUAUUUCCCCCUCUGCCGUCCCACCUGGCUGUACCUCAUCCCAGAGAGCAGGCAGAGCACAAUAUAUCAUACUCAAACCCCGUCCAACAGAAGUGGUCGAAUACGACUAUUUGUCGAGCCGCGCUCGCAGUUCUUCUAUCUCGCUAUACGCACUCUCCAGAAGCACUUUUUGGUGUCGUGACGGAACAGCCUCAUAUGUUCGAAGAGCAGGGGCACCCGAUUGAUUACCCGACCCGGACGGUAGUGCCCAUCCGCGUGCUUUGCGCCCCUGAUCAAUCCAUGCCGGAUGUCAUAGGGGCGAUCACUGCAUACGACAAUGCCAUUCGUGAGUUUGGACAGGUUGGUCUCCGCAACAUCCGCCGCACUGGAGACGAUGGGUCUGCUGCUUGCGGAUUUCAAACUGUGCUACUAGUCACCGAUUGCGAUAUUCCGCAAGCGCCUAGUUGUGGGCUUCAUCGAAAUGUAGAAGAAUCGGACAAAUUUGUGCCUUGCACCAAUCGCGCUCUUCUACUCAACUGCCAGAUGGCCGAUGACUCGGCAUUACUGGUCGCGAGAUACGAUCAAAAUGUGAUUGACCCACGUCAGAUCAAUCGUUUCCUUAGACAACUGGGAUACUUGAUCCAGCAAUUCCAGAGCAAUGUUGAUCUGCCUUUGGUGGGACAAUUGGAUGUCGUGACUGCAGAAGAUUGUGCGGAGAUCGAGAGUUGGAAUUCAAACCCCUUGAAGACCCGCCAUGCCUUGAUCCAUGAUACAAUAUCUAAGUGGGCUACUAAUGCUCCCACGAAAACCGCAGUUUCUGCGUGGGAUGGAGAAUGGACAUAUACCGAGCUAGAUAAUGUAUCCUCGCGCCUCGCCGUACAUAUUCAAUCUCUUGAUUUGGGCCAAGGGCAGGCGGUAAUACCGCUUUGCUUCGAAAAGUCAAAAUGGGUUGUCGCCGCGAUGCUCGCCGUCCUCAAAGCCGGUCGGGCAUUUACACUCAUCGACCCAUGUGAUCCACCAGCCAGGAUGGCUCAGGUCUGUCGGCAAACUUCCGCCACAGUCACUCUCACCUCCAAACUUCACAGUAAUACCAUCCGCCCCGUCGUCAGCCGCUGUAUUGUAGUCGAUGAUGACUUUCUUCAGUCGCUGCCCUACACCCAAGAUCGGGUUAAGCUCACCGUGAGACCGCAAGACCUGGCCUACGUUAUUUUCACUUCUGGCAGCACAGGGGAGCCAAAAGGCAUUAUGAUCGAGCAUCGAGGCUUCGUGUCGUGCGCUAUCGAAUUCGGCCCCGCGUUAGGGAUCAAUCGCCACACGCGCGCUCUCCAAUUCGCGUCCUACGCGUUCGGUGCCUGUCUGGUAGAAAUCGUGACGACUCUGAUGCACGGCGGCUGUGUCUGUAUUCCUUCCGAUGACGAUCGCUUGAAUAAUGUUCCAGAUUUCAUCAAAAGGUCUGAGGUUAACUGGGUCAUACUGACUCCUUCAUAUAUCGGGACAUUUCAACCAGAGGACGUCCCCGGACUGCAAACAUUAGUCCUCGUCGGAGAACCAAUAUCAGCUUCAAUUAGAGAUACCUGGGCCUCCCAGGUGCGGCUCCUAAAUGCCUACGGCCAAAGUGAGAGCUCGACCAUGUGCAGCGUUAUAGAAGUCAGCCCAUCCUCUCUUGAACCGAACAAUAUCGGUCGAGCUGUAGGCUCUCGCUCCUGGAUUAUUGAUCCCAACGAUCCAAAUCGCCUUGCCCCGAUUGGCUGCAUUGGGGAGUUGGUGAUUGAAAGCCCGGGGAUUGCGCGCGAUUAUAUUAUUGCUCCGCCGGCGGACAAGUCCCCUUUUCUCCUAACACCCCUGUCUUGGUAUCCUACUAGGAAGCUUCCCAAUAGCUUCAAAUUCUAUAGAACUGGAGAUCUUGUCCGUUACGGGCCUGAUGGUACCGUGAUUUGCCUCGGACGCAGAGAUUCGCAAGUUAAGAUCCGAGGACAGCGCGUAGAGAUCAGCGCAGUGGAAGCUCAUCUACGGAAGCAAUUACCCAGUCACAUAAUGCCCGUGGCCGAAGCUGUCAAACGCUCGGGUUCGUCUAGUAGCACAAUAUUGAUUGCAUUCUUGAUAGGAUCGCCCGACGGUGGGGAGGAUAGUGUCUGCGCCUUAUCUGGGGUAGAUGCGCACAUCUUGGACCACGUUGGUACCAAAGAAAUGAAUGCGACGUUGCAGCAGGUUCUUCCACAGUAUUCGGUUCCAUCAUACUAUAUUCGCAUGAAGGAUCUUCCCAGAACUGCUACCGGGAAGGCAGACCGAAAAACGCUUCGAUCUAUCGCCCAGAAGCUACUGGGUGAACUGGCUCAGAACGGGACAUCUCAGCCAAGUGAGAAGCUCGAUUCAUUGGCAAACAGUACAGAAGUCAAAUUAAGGGAGCUUUGGUUUCAAAGCUUAAAUCUUGAUCCUGGCUCUCAAAAUAUCGGAGCUAGCUUCUUUGAUCUGGGUGGAAAUUCCGUCGUUGCGAUUAAGAUGGUGAAUAUGGCGAGGUCAGCGGGAAUAGCGCUAAAAGUAUCUGAUAUAUUCCAAAAUCCCACACUCGCUGGUCUUGUAGACGUGAUCGGGCGAGGGACGGCUCCAUAUAACCCCAUCCCAACGACAAAGUACAGCGGACCUGUUGAACAGUCAUAUGCUCAGGGCCGACUAUGGUUCCUGGACCAGUUGGAACUUGGCGCUUCGUGGUAUCUCUUACCAUAUGGCGUUCGCAUGCGUGGGACACUACACGUCGACGCGCUUACAAUCGCGCUCCUAGCUCUGGAGCAACGGCAUGAAACCCUGCGGACGACAUUUGAGGAACAUGACGGCGCAGGAGUACAAGUCGUUCACGGAAGCCUCAUUAACGAGUUGAAGUUAAUCGACUUAUCAGGCGACCAGAAGGGUGACUUCUUCCAGUCGCUACAAGAAGAGCAGACCACUCCAUUCAAUCUAGCAUCCGAGGCAGGUUGGAGGGUAUCGCUAAUACGGCUGGGAGAAGACGAUCACAUCCUCUCUAUCGUCAUGCAUCAUAUCAUCUCCGACGGCUGGUCUAUUGACAUAUUACGCCAGGAACUGGGCGAUUUCUAUUCGGCAGCUCUCCGGGGUCGUGACCCUUUAUCGGUAGUGAGCCCGCUUCCAAUCCACUACCGCGACUUUUCAGUAUGGCAAAAGCGAAAGGAACAGGUAGCCGAACAUCAGCGACAACUCGAGUAUUGGACAAAUCAGCUCACGGACAGCUCUCCGGCCGAAUUCCUAAUCGACUUCCCCCGGCCUACUAUACUUUCCGGUAAAGCAGGCUUCGUUCCAGUCACUAUCGAUGGCGAGCUGUAUACGAAACUCCGAGAAUUCUGCAAAGCACAUCAAAUGACGUCUUUUUCCGUGCUGCUCGCGGUAUUCCGCGCGGCCCAUUAUCGUCUCACCGGGGCUGAGGACGUUAUCAUCGGCACACCCAUCGCCAACCGUAACCGGCAGGAGUUAGAGAAUAUGAUCGGUUUUUUUGUCAAUACUCAGUGUAUGCGAAUUACUGUUGGCGAUGAUGACACGUUUGAAAGUCUGGCGCGACAAGUCCGGUCGACAGCGACAGCUGCAUUUGAGCACCAGGAUGUCCCUUUUGAGCGCAUCGUCUCGGCACUGCUACCGCGCUCGAGGGAUGUGUCCCGGAACCCGCUGGCACAGCUUAUGUUUGCCCUCCAUUCUCAGCAGGACCUCGGCAAGUUCGAGUUGGAAGGCCUCGAAGCAGAACCACUAUUGAACGAGGUAUAUACCAGGUUCGACGUUGAGUUCCACCUCUUUCAAGGGCUGGACAGCCUAAGCGGUAACUUGGUCUUCGCGGCAGACCUAUUCGAGCUCGAGACCAUUCAGAAUGUUGUCACCAUCUUCUACCAGGUCCUACGUCACGGCCUAGAUCAGCCCCUGACCCCGAUCGCGAUUCUUCCGCUUACAGAUGGGCUAGUGGAGCCUGGUAAUGUGAUUGAGAGGACCGAAUACCCCCGGGAGUCGAGCGUAAUUGAUGUCUUCCGCAACCAAGUGGAUAGUGACCCACACGCUAUAGCCGUAAUCGAUUCGGCAUCGCGUCUCACCUACGAAGAGUUGGAUCAUCAAUCUGAUCAACUCGCGACCUGGCUCCGCGAGCAAAAUAUGGCGGCCGAGACACUGGUUGGAGUGCUAGCGCCGCGAUCAUGCCAGACAGUUGUUGCCAUUAUUGGCAUUCUGAAGGCGAACCUUGCAUAUCUACCUCUAGAUGUGAAUUGUCCCACCGCUCGCCUGAAAACUAUCUUAUCUACGUUGACUGGGCACAAGUUAAUCCUGCUCGGUUCUGAUGUGGUUGCUUCGGAAGUUCAGCUACCCGAUAUGGAGUUGGUACGGAUUGGAGACACUCUGGGACCUCCUCUAAACGGCCAUGCCGAACCAAAUGGCAAUGCAGAACUGAACGGUCAUAAAGAUACAGCCAUGUUAGAGCCUCGAGCGACAAGCCUCGCAUAUGUGAUCUUCACAUCCGGAUCAACUGGCAGACCCAAAGGCGUUAUGGUUGAGCACCGUAGCAUCGUCCGACUUGUAAAGGGAAGUCAUGUUAUACCCAAAAUCCCGAUAGCGGCAAAGGUAGCCCAUCUAGCAAAUAUCGCCUUUGACGCCGCCGUUUGGGAGAUCUUUACAGCGCUUCUGAAUGGUGGAACACUGGUCUGUAUCGACUAUAUGACCAUUUUAGACAGCAAAGCGCUCGAAGUUGUGUUUGCGCAGGAACAAAUCAACGCGGCUUUGCUUACGCCUGCACUGUUGAAGCAGUGUCUGGCAAACAUUCCAACUACAUUAGGCGGACUAGAUGUCCUGGUUAUCGGCGGCGAUAGGCUUGAUGCCCAGGAUGCAAUCGCGGCGCAGGCGCUUGUCCCAGCUGGCGUUUAUAACGCAUAUGGCCCGACCGAGAAUGGAGUUAUUAGUACUGUUUACAACGUCGUUGGAAACGACUCGUUUAUUAACGGAGUUCCUAUUGGCCGGGCCAUCAGCAAUUCUGGAGCCUACAUCAUAAAUUCGCAUCGACAACUAGUACCUGCUGGCGUUAUGGGAGAACUUAUCGUCACCGGAGACGGGCUCUCUCGUGGUUAUAUGGACCAAACGCUUAACUUUGACCGCUUCGUCAAGGUUAUAAUUGAUGGCAAGAUUGUGAGGGCAUACCGGACUGGUGAUCGAGCGCGAUAUAGAGUAGCAGACGAUCAAAUCGAGUUCUUUGGGCGUAUAGACCAGCAAGUCAAGAUCCGAGGUCACCGCAUUGAGCUAGCUGAGGUGGAGCGUGCCAUUCUCGACCAGAACUCGGUCCGCGAUGCUGUCGUCGUCAUCCAGGACCAGGGGAAUCAGGAGCCGGAACUGGUCGGUUUUGUCGCUACCCAGGGCGACUACUCCGCCGACCAGGAUGAGGCUGGUAGCCAAGUCGAAGGGUGGAAAAUUUUCUUCGAAAGUAACACGUAUGCCGAUAUUAACACCAUCAACCAAUCUGCUAUUGGGAACGACUUCAAGGGCUGGACGUCCAUGUACGAUGGGAGCGAGAUCAAUAAAGAAGAGAUGCGGGAGUGGCUCGACGAUACCAUACACACACUCCUUGAUGGUCAGUUACCAGGCCAUGUACUCGAGAUAGGGACCGGCAGCGGGAUGGUCUUGUUUAAUCUAGGCGCUGGACUACAAAGUUACGUAGGUCUUGAACCAUCUAGGUCAGCUGCCACAUUUGUUACCAACGCGAUAAAGGCCACCCCAGCUCUUGCGGGAAAGGCUGAGGUACAUGUCGGUACAGCGACAGACAUUGGUCGACUGAGGGGACUCUGUCCAGACGUAGUGGUACUUAAUUCGGUAGUCCAGUAUUUCCCUACGCCUGAGUACCUAACAGAGGUUGUGGAUACUCUAGUUCGGGUCCCGGGAGUUAAACGAUUGUUCUUUGGCGACAUACGAUCACAUGCUACGAAUAGGCAGUUUCUUGCUGCCAGGGCGUUACAUUCAUUGGGCGACAAGUCGACCAAAUCCUCUGUGCGGCAAAAGGUAGCAGAAAUGGAAGAGCGCGAAGAGGAGCUGCUCGUUGACCCGGCUUUCUUUACGGCGCUAGAAGGCCGGCUUGCCGAUCAGAUCGAACACGUCGAGAUCCUUCCGAAGAACAUGCAGGCCACAAAUGAGCUUAGCGCGUACCGAUAUGCGGCUGUCAUACACGUCCGUGGCCCAGACAAGCAGGUACGUCCUGUGUAUUCGAUCAAGACGAAUGACUGGAUCGACUUUCAGGCGUCACAAAUGGACCGCGAUACUCUUCUCCGACUCCUGCAGCACUCGACAGAUACCUUAACCAUUGCCAUCAGCAACAUCCCUUAUAGCAAGACGAUUUUCGAGCGGCGUAUAGUUGAGUCUCUCGAUGACGACAACAAAGAUAAUGCGCAAAGUUCAUUAGACGGUGUAGCCUGGAUCUCACGUGUUCGGUCUGACGCCGAACGCUGCGCAUCUCUCUCCGCAAUUGAUCUUAUACAGCUUGGAGAAGAAGCAGGCUUUCGUGUAGAGGUUAGUUGCGCGCGGCAAUGGUCCCAGAAUGGGGCGCUCGAUGCUGUCUUCCACCGCUAUCAUUCACAUGCUCAAAAAGGGGAUCGUGUUCUAAUCCGGUUCCCGACUGAUAAUCAAGCUCGGGGAUCAGCCAACCUUACGAACCGGCCGCUAAAGCGACUACAGAGUCGUCGGUUUGCAUCAAAGAUCCGUGAGCGGCUACAGUCCUUGCUCCCGUCGUAUAUGAUUCCGUCCCGCAUCAUGAUGAUAGAGCAGAUGCCCCUCAAUGCUAAUGGUAAGGUUGACCGAAAGGAGCUUGCGAGAAGGGUCCAAAUUAUACCGAAAUCUCAGGCAGCGCCCGAACAGGCGGCUCCACUUGAUGAAAUAGAAGCUAUUCUGUGUGAGGAGUUCGCGGAUGUAUUGGGCAUGGAUGUCGGCAUCACCGAUCACUUCUUCAAACUUGGCGGACACUCCCUCCUGGCCACAAAGCUCACUGCACGUAUCGGCCGUCGGCUGAAUACCUACGUGUCUGUGAGAGAUGUUUUCGAUCAGCCUGUUAUUUCCGAUCUCGCAGCCACCAUCCGCCGGGAAUUGCUUUCACACAACCCCAUCCCCACAACCUCAUACAAUGGGCACGAGGAACAGGAGAUGCCCGCAUGGGAAGUUUCAGAUGACGAGAUAGAAGUCGUCUUGUGUAAGGAGUUUGCGGGUGUAUUCGGCAUCGAAGUCCUUAUCACUGACAACUUUUUCGACCUUGGUGGACAUUCCCUUAUGGCUUCGAAACUUGCCGCGCGUAUCAGUCGUCGACUAGAUGCCCCCGUAUCGGUCAAAGAUAUCUUCGAUCACCCGGUUCCCCUUCACCUCGCAAAUAAAAUUCGGCUUACUCAAUCAAAGAGCCAUGAAAUGAUCAACGGCGUACACACGUCUAACAACGUUUCAUUCCAGCUCCUCCCCCUGGAAGAUCCGCAUACAUUUAUCGAACGCGAAAUUGCACCUCAGCUUGAGUGUUCGCCCGACACAAUUCUAGACGUCUAUCCUGCUACGCAAAUGCAGAAGAUCUUCCUCCUCAAUCCUGUAACAGGACACCCACGGUCUCCAACUCCGUUCCACAUAGACUUCCCGCCCGACUCAGACCGUACUACCCUGGUUAGAGCAUGUACAUCUUUAGUCAACUAUUUCGAUAUUUUCAGGACAGUAUUUUUGGUAGCUGCUGGCGAGCUCUACCAGGUUGUCUUAAAGCACGUCGAUGUACCUAUCGAGAUAAUAGAAACCGACGAAAAUGUCAACAGCGCAACCCGUGCAUUCCUCGACAUGGAUUUACGGAAGCCUAUCCGCUUGGGACAACCGUUGAUACGUAUUGCCAUUUUGGAUAAGCCGGCAUCGACAUUGCGAGUAAUACUUCGGAUGUCUCAUGCCUUGUAUGACGGCUUAAGUUUGGAGCAGAUUUUGCGCUCUCUUCAUAUUCUAUACAACGGCGGCAGUCUUCCGACACCACCUAAUUUUGCUCGGUAUAUACAGCAUGUAGCUAACAGUCGUAAAGGCGGUUACGAUUUCUGGCGAUCUGUUCUGGGGAAUUCGUCGAUGACUGAGAUAAAAAGUGUCAGCAACAGUGCUCGCCAACAAGUCGGGGCCAAUCACGUGUCGAAGGUCAUUAAUGUUCCUCUUCAGACCAAUGCAUACAGCAACAUUACGCAAGCAACGGUUUUUACCACCGCAUGCGCUCUAAUGCUGUCAAAGGAAGCUGGGUUAAAUGACGUCGUCUUCGGUCGAAUUGUAUCUGGGCGGCAAGGCUUACCGAUGACUUGCCAAAACGUCGUCGGGCCAUGCCUUAAUCAGGUGCCGGUACGCGUUUGCAUAGAUAGGAACGGAAACCAGAUAGAAUUGCUGCGCGAGAUGCAAGACCAGUAUCUGAGUAGCUUACCUUUCGAGACUUUAGGAUUCGACGAGAUCAAGAAGAACUGCACGAAUUGGCCAGAAGCAACGACAAACUACGGUUGUUGUAUCGUAUACCAGAACUUUGACUCCCACCCAGAUAGUCAAGUGCAAGAACAGCGGCUUCAGAUCGGAGUUCUAUCGCGAAAUUACGAAGCUGUAGACGAAGGAUUGGUUCAUGACCUGGUUAUAGCAGGAGAGGCUGAGCCCGAAGGACCGUAUCUGCGUGUCACCGUCGUUGCAAACCGGCGAGUGUGUGGGGAAGGGAGGAUAAACCAUAUGCUUGAAGAGCUUUGCGAAAAUAUUCGGACUCUGAGUUUGACUUUGAGCAAUCCGCCCGCUGACGAUACAAGCCUGGUAGCUAGUGGUCGCCUGUCGCCUGAUGAUCGGUUAAUCUUGAUCAUCAACGUUGUAGGAGUGGGAGCGAUUGGUGCUUUCAAAGAUGUCAAUAAUCUCUUUAAUGAUUUCACGACUUCACGAGAGUUCGCUUGUGAUUAUGAAAUGCUCGACUCGAGAUAG
Messenger RNA from Annulohypoxylon maeteangense, 9582 nucleotides. RefSeq names its product non-ribosomal peptide synthetase. Gene Ontology annotation, biological process: amino acid activation for nonribosomal peptide biosynthetic process; secondary metabolite biosynthetic process. The record is from RefSeq and is a predicted model, not a curated record. The transcript has 2 exons. Gene Ontology annotation, molecular function: catalytic activity; phosphopantetheine binding. Lineage: Eukaryota; Fungi; Ascomycota; Sordariomycetes; Xylariales; Hypoxylaceae. The coding region runs from base 1 to 9582 and encodes 3193 amino acids. Gene Ontology annotation, cellular component: cytoplasm.